UGUUUUCUGCAAUUUUAAGAAGUGAAAAUGGCAAAGUUCGAUCUUACUUCCCGCAAUUGUCAGUUUCUGGAUCGGCACCUCACGUUCCCGUUGCUGGAGUUCCUAUGUGACAAGAAUAUCUACGACAAGGAUGUCCUGCUGGAAUACAUUCUGGAGACAGUGGGAAAGACUAACAUGAUUGAUUACACAAUGGACACGAGGAAGCGCCUGAAAUUGGGCGAAACCAUGCCAGAUGAAUUGGCGCAAAGACGUGCAAAGGUCCUGUCGAAACUCAAGGAACUGCAGAAUGAGAUUGCGCCACUGAUGAAAAUCAUGGAAGAGUUGAAGAACACCGACACGAUGAAGGACUCAAAGACACUCUUGAAUGUGUUGCAGAAGGACUUCAACUUCAAAGUGGAGAUGCUGGAUAGUGUCUACAAGCUGGCCAAGUAUCUUUAUGAGUGCGGCAACUACAUUGACUCCAUCUCUUACCUGUACUUCUGCCUGCUGGUGAUGCAGCCCAGCGACAAGAACUACUUGAAUGUUUUGUGGGGAAAACUCGCUGCCGAGAUUCUGACUCUGAACUGGUCCUCCGCCCUUGAGGACCUCAAUAGGCUGCGAGAGUACAUAGACUCGAGUAACUUCACUAACGUGCAGGCGCUGCAGCAGCGUACCUGGCUCAUUCACUGGAGCGUGCUGGUGUUCUUCAAUCACGCCAAGGGACGCGAUCUGAUCAUCGACAUGUUUCUGUACAAGCCGCUGUAUCUCAACGCCAUCCAGACCAUGUGCCCGCACAUUCUGCGCUAUUUGGCCACAGCGGUGAUCAUCAAUCCGCGCUACAGGAAUGCGCUGAAGGAUCUGAUCAAGGUGAUCCAGCAGGAGUCUUACACGUAUCGCGAUCCCAUCACUGAAUUCCUCGAGCACUUGUACGUGAACUUUGACUUCGAGAGCGCACGGAUGAAGCUGCACGAGUGUCAGACGGUCAUUAUCAAUGACUUCUUCAUCAUUGGCUGCUUGGGAGAGUUUGUCGACAACGCCCGAUUGAUGAUCUUCGAGACCUUCUGUCGCAUUCAUCAGUGCAUCACAAUCAGUAUGCUGGCGGACAAGCUGAACAUGAAGCCCGACGAGGCGGAAUGCUGGAUCGUCAAUCUCAUCCGAAACGCCAGGCUGGACGCCAAGAUCGACUCAAAGUUGGGUCACGUGGUGAUGGGAACUCCUCCGCUGAGUCCUUAUCAGCAACUAGUGGAGAAGGUGGAUAGCCUGUGCGUGCGCUCUGAGGCCCUAACAACACUGGUGGAGCGCAAGUACCGCGCCAAGAACACCGACAAUAGCGACAACAACUGGAAGUACUACUGAACAUGAAUUUCUUAUGCAAAGGUAUUUCUUUUCUAAAAAUAAUAAAGAGUAAUUGAAACAGAGAA
Messenger RNA from Phlebotomus argentipes, 1400 nucleotides. It is a transcript of the gene eIF3e, whose product is annotated as eukaryotic translation initiation factor 3 subunit E. Gene Ontology annotation, cellular component: cytoplasm; nucleus; eukaryotic translation initiation factor 3 complex. The transcript is spliced from 4 exons. The record is from RefSeq and is a predicted model, not a curated record. Lineage: Eukaryota; Metazoa; Arthropoda; Insecta; Diptera; Psychodidae. Gene Ontology annotation, biological process: translational initiation. The coding region runs from base 28 to 1335 and encodes 435 amino acids. Gene Ontology annotation, molecular function: translation initiation factor activity.